Etheostoma spectabile (orangethroat darter) is the source of this 3248-nucleotide messenger RNA. RefSeq lists its product as uncharacterized. Lineage: Eukaryota; Metazoa; Chordata; Actinopteri; Perciformes; Percidae. Gene Ontology annotation, molecular function: metal ion binding. The record is from RefSeq and is a predicted model, not a curated record. The coding region runs from base 458 to 1864 and encodes 468 amino acids. The transcript is spliced from 5 exons.
UUUUUGAAAGGCUGGGCUCCUCUCUCUCUCUCUCUCUACCACUCUUUCUGUCUUUUAUCUGCUCUCUGGCCAUUCUACCUAUGACACCCACAAUAGUCAGCGGGGAGACAGAGAGGAUGGCUCAACAGCAGGAUUUGCUAAUAUCUGUUCAACAGCGUUCUUUUUUAUCCUGCAGUCUGCCAAUGUCUGUUAGAAAAGAAUGAACUUUCUCAUUUUUGCACAGUGGGAUAUCUCUACUCACUAGAAGAUAUUUGUGAUUUUCUGGCAAAAGGAUAUGUUGACAAUGAGGUGUCUCUUUUCUGAGAGAAUGGGAUUUGUUUUUUUCCCAUUGUUUCUCGUUGUUGGGCCUUCGUCUUCAUUUUAAAGCAAAACUGGAUGUCUAAGGAAACAUGGGGACAAAGAGAUUUCCUUUGCUGACUUUGUUCACGAGACAUGAUAUGAGAAAGUCAAAGAAGCAAUGGCAUACAAAGAACUUUUUUCUUUGUCAGUGAUGUCAUUGACAACUGUUUAUCCCCGGAGAAGAAACACGGAGCAGAAGAUUCUGGAUGUGGAAGCAGGAAAGUCUAACAGGGAGGAAGAAGAGCAAGAAGACAAAGAUUGUUUGCAGCAGCUCUCCUGCUGUCCUGCUUGCAACCAGGGUUAUUAUGACACCCUCUUGUUCCUGCCGUGCUCUCACACCAUGUGUGCUCCCUGUAUAGCAGCUGGAGAGGGAGUAAGAUCAGGCCAGUCUCAUCAGCGUAGUGUCAGCCUACCUGUCUGCUCUGUGCUGUGUCCAUGCUGUCGACAUCCUGUGGAGUUGCCAUGCUGGACCUGGCUAUCUGCAACUUCCUGUCUCCAAAAACAUCACACCCUGAGUCCUGCAAGUGUCAGCAGGGAGACAGGCACAAAGAAGGGGGCAUCUGAAGAUCACCUUCAACAUGUGCAGGCGGACGCAUGCUGUGGGGGUGCAGGCGACAUGACAGCACAGAGCUGUUUACAUGGCUCCAAUGCUGCCAGUUCCUCAACGGCACCAGUGGAUGGCGGUGUAGACCUGCGAGAGGAGGAGAUGGAGCAGUCUGUGUUUGGACUAUGUUUUGCUCUGGACCCUUUAACUAUCCCUCCAUCCCUCCAUCUUUCCCACUCGUCUCUCACCGUCACCUACCACGGAGAGAACCCUCCUGGCCCACCACUGGACACCACGGUCAGGAGAUCGAUGACCUCUGACCCCAGGGUUACGCUGGCCCUCCCCCAGGUCUGCGCUGAUGUUGUCAUUGCACGAGGGCAGUAUUACUGGGAGGUGGAUGUCUGUAACAGCUCCAUCUACAGAAUCGGUGUGAGCUCACUGGAUGGUUCCAGCGGCUGGUGGCUUGAAAGGCAGGGCUUAUCUUUUAGUGCAGUGUAUGAUGGGAGCCGAGAGCCGCUCUGUACUGUCCCGCCUCAGGUCAAAACCCUCGGUGUAUUCCUAAACAUCGGAGGGGGCGCCCUGAGCUUCCACAAUCCUCUGACCCGAGAGCACUUAGCCACGCUGCCUACGAGUUUCAACCCUUCUGGAGUUCUCCCAGCUCUGGGCCUGGGCCAGGGUCGACUGAAGCUGCGCUGUGGCCUCCCCCCGCCUCCUCAUGUGUUCCUCAGUAAGGACUCUGCCUACAGGGGACCUUGUGGGGCUGGAGGAGGACGGUGGCACAGGGAGAUUCCCUUUCAGUCAGUGAGGAAAGUGAUACAGAAGUUUGAAGAGCUGGCUGUGUCGGACUCAGACUCAGGCCUUGUGUCCAGUUUAGGAUCAUCCUGCUCCACCUUCUCUUCCCUUCCAGAUCUGGGGAUUCCUGGGAUGUUUCCCUCUGGACAAGCAGGACAGGGAACUGUGACUGAAAAAGAAAGUCUUUAAUGGGAGCAUCAGAAACACACCCACCGCUCCUCUGAGUGGUUUGAUCUUUGGCUGUCAUUUGAAAGGCUAAUUUGUCAUCUUGAAGGACUUAUGGCUGCCUCUUUCCACUCUCUGCGUGACCCCAGACCAGCAAUUGACUCCCUCCCCAGGACACAACCCUUUCUCUCAACCAAACAACCCCUGCUGGUUUUGGAUCGAGCCAGAAAAAGUCCUCUGUAAUGUGAAUUGUGAGGAAACUGUGGGCUUUUAGCAGCAGGACUUCUUGAUUUGUCUCUGUGUGGCGGUUGUCACACAAUAGGGGUCCUACAAUAGAACUGCACACCAUCCUGCAUGUGUGUAUGUGGGUACAAGCACUAGCCAGAGUACAAGUGUUUGCUCAGUCACAUUUGUGUGUGUGUGUGUGUGUGUGUGUGUGUGUGUGUGUGUGUGUGUGUGUGUUGUGUGUGUGUGUGUGUGUGUGUGUGUGUGUGUGUCCGUGAGCAAGAGGACAAUGUAACAAGGGGGUGGAGAUGACGAGGUGUGGUACAGUGUCACCAGCGGUGUUGACACAGAGCAGCAAGGACAGGUGGUAACAUGAUUUAUCCCACGGCCGUGCCUUCGAUAGGACAGUAGGACUGCCCUUUACUGACCCUUUGAAAACCCCAGGGCUCCCAAAGCUUCAAAGGGGGGGGGGGGCGAGAGGCACGGAAACAGAGAGGUAAAAGAGAAAAACAGCAUGCAUGAAUUAAAGACAGCAGGUGAUGACCUGGUAAAAAAAAAGAAAGAAGAAAGAAGCGGAGAGAAGGAAUCCCAACAGUUUUCAUGCCAAGCAGCUCUAAAUAGAUUAACUGGCCAAGGCCACACCAUCUGAGAAUUUGAUUUAAAGUAGUACUGAGCUGCUAUUUUACAUUAGAAGCGGUGAAUACUGAUUGCAGUUUAGAGACACAUUAGUUAUCUUGGCACAUUUUUCAGAUGUGGAAUAAAAAUUUACAUUUGAACCCUAAUUAGGGGUUUUCUAUGCAACUAAACCCUCCUCUUGUGUCUCUUCUCCAGUGGCUUUUAGCUCCACAGACCCCGGAUUUUGUUUGCAUGUUAGACACUGAUUCAUUUUUGAGCGAUUUUGGCAAAGGAAAUAGUGAAAGUAAACUUUUCCUUCUUUUCUCCUUCCUCACCAAGGCUUGAGACCCAUUCUGAGAACCACUGGUGCCUUAUACUUGGCAUGGUCGUUAUUCAUGUUCUCCUGCGACCACUCAUAAUUAUAAGGCAGGCCCUAUUGCAGAAGUCCCUCCAACUUUUGUUGUCUGUUUUUCAAUGAAUGCCUUUUUGAAAGGUGCAGUCUCCAAGUAUUUAGUCAGACCAGCUAAACUGUUAAUCUCAUUGUAAGACAACAGUAAUGCUCACAAUA